Messenger RNA from Mya arenaria, 1572 nucleotides. Its product is annotated as EMILIN-2-like. Lineage: Eukaryota; Metazoa; Mollusca; Bivalvia; Myida; Myidae. Bases 130 to 567 code for a protein of 145 amino acids. The transcript has 2 exons. Gene Ontology annotation, molecular function: protein binding. The record is from RefSeq and is a predicted model, not a curated record.
UAAGCCUAGGCAUAUCAAUAGCUUCGUUAACCAUUUCAUUAUUCAGUCUUAGUUGCAUCAUUUCGCAGUUUGUUAUUAGUGAACAGUUACGAUAAUAUCGUGUCAGGAAUAAAGAAAUAUAAGACGAAAAUGUUAAAGAGUGUCAGCUCAGCGAUAUUUCUUGGAUUCCUCUGUCAAAUAGGUACAGGCAUGUUUACUGCGAGGUACCCAACCGAUCUGACCCCAUCAUUCGGUUCUAAUAUUGUCUUCGGCGUUGUGAUCGUGAAUGAUGGCUCCUGGUACAAUAGCACAACCGGUGAAUUUACGGCACCUUUAUCUGGCAACUAUUUGUUUACGGGCGCUUUGUCUCCACAAAGAACUAAGGCGUUCUACUUUGGUAUAACGCUUAACGGAGCAGAGCACACGCGUGCUACAUAUCAGGAGGAUGACGGCCAUGUGUGUCACACAUAUACAUCGGUUUUACAGCUCAACGCCAAUGACAAGGUCGCCAUAAAGUCAGUUUCUUCCCACAACGAGUUAUUUGAAGAUCACAGUCGCUGGAACAUCUUCUCUGGAGUUAAACUUUAGGCCGGAAUCAAAGUUUAAAAACCCUCAAUGGAUUUAAAAUCUACAAAGGCCCAUAUCCAAAUUAAAUGUUAUUCCAUAUAUUCAAAAGAGUUCAAUUGAUUACAAACGUGUUGUUGUUCUUUUAAUUCUAUGCAACCUGGCAUAAACAUAAACGCUUUCAAUAUCGUUUUCGUGGUUCACAAAUAAUAACCAUGAUUUUUCCAAGCGAUUAUUUUGAGAAUGUGUUAGCGAACAUAUUUUUAAAACUGUCAAAUCAUGGAGGAAGCAUAUCAAUUCAAAGUUAUCGUAUGUAGGCUAACGGAACGCUUUCAAAACAAUGAACAUCUAAGGAUAAACCUUAGUUCCUAAUGAUAUAGCGUAUAUUAGGAUAUGAUUUCAAUUAGACUGAAGAUAUCGAUGAUCCAGUGUUUCGGUGAAAAUCUCUUGUAGCAAUCUUGCUGGCGAUGCAGUUUUCUUUUCUAAUUAACUUUGUUAUUUAAGGUUUUAGCAUUUAUUUUACGGCUAAAUUGCAUGCUUGUCAAAUGUUUUCAAGUGUUAUGAUAUAUAUUUGAUAGUUCAAUGUUGCGGCUUAUGAGCCUUUAAUAGCUAUUGUAAAAAGAAGUAAAGUUUCAUUUUGCCUAAACUGGUAGUGUUUAAGUCUACUGUAUCAAACGGCAAACCAAACGUCUUUCUGGCAUAUAUUGACACCACCGUGUUCUUCUAUAUCGCUUUGAGUGACAUGAAUACGUGUUGGUUGCUCUAGUAUGAGAUUCACUGAAUCAUUGUUGCAUUAUCCUUGCAUUAUGUUAUCAAGCAAACUCACAUUAAUUGUAAAAUGUGCAGUUUACGGAUGCACUGCUUGUCUUGGGGUAAUUAGUCUAGGUAUAUUUGAUCCCUGAACGAGAUCUAGUUGAUUUCAAGGCUCCUGGGUUUGUCACGCUAGAGUUCUUAUUUUAAAAAAAAUGAAAUACCAACCGCUUAUGUAAUUUGCAAAAAUACACUUGCAAACGCAAUCAAAUAUAAACA